Arabidopsis arenosa is the source of this 1816-nucleotide messenger RNA. NCBI's taxonomy places the organism in Eukaryota, Viridiplantae, Streptophyta, Magnoliopsida, Brassicales, Brassicaceae. The record is from the annotation of a GenBank genome assembly.
UAAUUUAGGCAAAGAAGCAAUUUUUAUUCCUCGUGAACUCCACGCGGCCCUCUUUCUUCUCCGUCAGAAAACACAAAACAAUCAGCCAAUUUAAUUUAUCUUUUGGUCAAGAGACAUUGAUUCUCUCAAAUUUCUGCAAAAUCAAGCUCAGAGAUUCACACCGCAUCUCAAAUUGUGCUUCAGGGUUUCCAAACAUUACCAGUCUUUAGGAAGCAAUUACGGGUUGUUUUAGAAAUUAGUUAACGUGAUAAUGGCUAGCAAUGAGAUGGAAAAAUCGAGUAAAGAGAAGGAACCUAAAACACCUCCUUCUUCUUCUGCUGCUCCUCCCUCUUCACAGGAACCUUCAUCGGCUGUGAGUGCUGGCAUGGCUACUCCAGAUUGGUCUGGUUUUCAGGCAUAUUCUCCUAUGCCGCCGCCUCAUGGUUAUGUGGCAUCAAGUCCCCAACCUCACCCUUAUAUGUGGGGAGUUCAGCAUAUGAUGCCUCCUUAUGGAACUCCGCCUCAUCCUUACGUUGCAAUGUAUCCCCCAGGUGGGAUGUACGCGCAUCCUUCAAUGCCUCCGGGUUCUUAUCCAUAUAGCCCUUAUGCUAUGCCUUCUCCAAAUGGAAUGACUGAAGUUUCUGGGAAUACUACAGGCGGCACUGAGGGUGAUGCCAAACAAUCUGAAGUGAAGGAAAAAUUGCCCAUCAAAAGAUCAAGAGGAAGCUUGGGAAGUUUGAACAUGAUUACAGGAAAGAACAAUGAACCUGGGAAAAACUCGGGAGCAUCAGCUAAUGGAGCUUACUCCAAAAGUGGGGAGAGUGCUUCUGAUGGUUCAAGUGAAGGAAGUGAUGGAAACUCUCAAAAUGACUCGGGAUCUGGACUGGACGGAAAGGAUGCUGAAGCAGCAUCAGAGAAUGGUGGUUCUGCCAAUGGUCCGCGAAAUGGAAGUGCUGGUACACCUAUUCUGCCGGUGAGCCAGACCGUACCAAUCAUGCCAAUGACAGCUGCAGGUGUUCCCGGCCCACCAACAAAUUUAAAUAUUGGGAUGGAUUACUGGGGUGCUCCUACUUCAGCUGCUAUCCCUGGAAUGCAUGGGAAAGUAUCUACACCAGUUCCUGGAGUUGUUGCUCCAGGGUCGCGAGAUGGUGGCCAUUCACAACCCUGGUUACAGGACGAUAGAGAACUUAAGCGACAGAGACGGAAGCAGUCCAAUAGGGAGUCUGCUCGAAGAUCCAGGUUGCGUAAACAGGCCGAAUGUGAUGAGCUGGCCCAACGCGCUGAGGUGUUAAACGAAGAAAACACUAAUCUCAGAGCAGAAAUCAACAAGCUCAAAAGCCAAUGCGAAGAACUCACCGCCGAGAACACCUCUCUCAAGGACCAACUUUCAUUAUUCCCUCCACUUGAAGGCAUAAGCAUGGACAAUGACCACCAAGAACCAGACACCAAUCAAACAGGCGACGCAGAGAGAAAGGUUGAUUCCUACAAAGACACAACGUGAGGAGACAUAGAGCAAAACCAAUUCCUAACACAGGUAUAAAAAAAUGUAGCAGCAGCAGCAACAACAACACUCGGCGGUUCUUUGCUAACAGAUGGUUUGUAGGAUUUUAGGCAUCAGAGAUCAAUUGGUUUGGAAUAGUUUCUUUAGCUUUCUUGAGGGUUGUCGGUCCAGUGUGUAUGUGUAAGUUACUACUACAUUAGAUAUUUGGGAGAACAAUUUCCCUUCUUUUAUUGUCUUACUUUGUCUUUUCUCUAUUUGCAGAAGCGAAUUUGAGGCAAUGUGCUUAUCUGUAUCAAAAUUGUUAUCCUUCUAUUUAAAUAGAUUUUCCUAUUUAUU